Messenger RNA from Panicum virgatum (switchgrass), 1168 nucleotides. RefSeq lists its product as uncharacterized. The transcript is spliced from 2 exons. The record is from RefSeq and is a predicted model, not a curated record. NCBI's taxonomy places the organism in Eukaryota, Viridiplantae, Streptophyta, Magnoliopsida, Poales, Poaceae. Bases 322 to 990 code for a protein of 222 amino acids.
UCUGCCCUUGGCUCAAGCCGCACUCAUCUGCUUGCUUCGUUCGAGCCAUUCACUCUGCAUCCCUCUUGCACGGACACGGCGGCGGCGGCGAGCUGGACCCGAAGACCUCGGUGACGGCGGUGGGUGACGGCACGGUGGGCGUGGCGAGGAGGUUGCGGGGGCUGGAGACGAACGGGUCGGAGUUGACCAGCAGGACCCACGUAUCCUCUUCAACCUCCAUCUUCUUUGGCAGGAGAAAAGGCAACGGCAGCUGCUCUUCGAUCUGCUCCAUGCGAGCAUGCGGCGGUGUGGGCGGCCUUGCAGGACUUGGAUUUGGCGAGGAUGGCGGCGACCGGGGAGGAUGCGGCGGCGAGGGCCCGUGGCGCCUUGAGCACGACGGCGGAGGUGGCGUCGGCCAGCGGCUUGCGCGCGGGAGCGAGAGAGGACGACGAGCAGGCACACGCCGAGCCCAGAGGUCGCGGCGGCGGCCGCGAGCUCGUGUGCAACAGGCAUGGUGGCGGUGACCCUCGUGGGGACGCGCAGGCCAUAGGAGGCGAGACGGCCGCGUGCUACCACACCAUCCAUGUGCUGCUCGCCGCGCUUCCCUUUCCUUCCGACCCCUUGCCCCCGCCUCGUGCUGAGCCAUGGCGGCCGGUGACACCCUUCCACCAUCCCUUGCUUUCCUUGCUCUGCCCCAGAAGCCCCGCUGCCGGAGGACGACCCGGCGGACGAGCCGCCGCCGCCGCCGGAGGACAAGCCGCCGAAGCAUGCCGAAGAUGCGCCGCCGCCGGAGGUCUCGCCGGAAGCGCCCAAGGAGCUCCAGGAGAUGCCCGCGUCGACGAGGCCGCCAUCGAGGUGCAGCAGACGGGGUUGAAGGGCGGGCCUUAUCCAUUGAGCCAGGGGAGGAUUGAGCCAUACGAUGGCCGAAUACGUAUUCUACAGUCUGCAAGUGGGCCCAACAUCGCCCAAAGCGUAGAAAAUGGCAUGAACCGGGUAAAGGAAAAAUUGUAAUGUCAUGUUUCGGAAUAGAUGAAUAGUAAUGGCAGAACUCAAAAUUUGAAAAAUUAUAAUGACAUAAAUCCAAUUAACUCUUUUCAAAUUGGCCUUUGCAAGGUACUUGGGCCACCUAUAUGCAGCACAUCACAUUUCAUGACCUCGUAGGUCACAUUGCACGCCACCAAAAUCUUUU